AUGGGCAUGAAGGGCAAAGUUUCCAAGGGAACUUCAAAGGAGAAAAGAACAAAGGUAAAAUGGAUCAUGUGGGUUAAAAUACCCAAAAUUCAGGUCAACUCCCAACCCAGCCUUGUGUUAAUCCUAGAAAUGUUUCCUAUAUUGAUCAUGCUAAUGAUUAUUCACAUCAUGUUGAUUUAAAUGAAAAUAUUUUUUGUGAAGAAGAACAUCAUGAGCAUGAAUUUGUGAGUGGAAUUUCGAGAUUUAGGAAUGGGAAGGAAUUACCUGAUCCAUUUGAACCUAGAUCUUUUGAAGAGCUUAAUGAUGUGAAAAAUGAGGAAGUUGAUGAUGUUUUGAUGAAAAUUCUUGAUGAACAUAUAGAAAAAUCAGCCAUACCUGAACCUGAUCCAAAAGUUUAUGUGCCUCCUAUUCCAUUUCCCCAAGCUUUAAAGUCUUCCAAAGUCCCUCCUAAUGAUAGUCAAUUGCUUAAAAUUUUUAAGUAACUAUCACUUUCCCUUUGGUAGAUGCUAUUCAGAAUAUCCCUUCUUAUUCUAAGUUUCUUAAAAAUCUUUGUACUCAGUCGAUAAAGCAGAAGAUGAUACAAUUAUCUAAAAGUAUUAGUUCCAUUUUAUUGAAUCAGCUUCUUAGGAAGAGAAGGAAUCCAGGAGCCCCACUUAUUAAAUGUGUAAUUGGGGGAAUGAUUUUUGGUAGAACACUUUUGGACACACUGGAGAGUGUGAAUAUUAUACCUAAAGCUAUUUUUGAUAAAUUUAAAUUUGGUGAAGUAGAGCCUAUCUUUAUUGAGCUACAACUAGCAGAUGGAUCAAUUAGACAACCAAUUAGGAAGCUAGAGGAUGUGAUUGUGAGAGUGGAAAAUUAUUGUUUUCCUGUUGACUUUAUUGUUGCUGAUAUGAAGGUUAUUGAGAAUUUGAGCCAUGCGCCCAUAAUUCUAGGUAGACCUUUCUCAGCUACAUCUCAAGUUAGUACAGAUUUUGGAAAAGGAAUUGUCAAAAUUAAAGUAGGAAAGAAAAGGUGAACGUUCAGGUAUCUAAACUCCUUAACUUUCCAGAAAAUUUAGGGGAGGACAUGUGUUUUUGUGAUGUAAUUGAGGAUGAGAUUCUUGAACAACCUUCUUCUCUUUUAUAUUCAGAAGUUCCUUGUGAUGAUGAUCUUGAAGUUGAGGAUGAAACUGUAAAUAUUCCACUUGAUUUACCUACAUCUAAAUUAUAAUUAAAACCAUUGCCUAGCUCACUUAAAUAUGUAUGUCAUGGGCCUUGUAGAACUUAUCUAGUUAUUAUCUCAUCCCGUUUAUCUUGUGAUCAAGAAUUAUCAUUGUUGGAAAUUCUUAAAAUGCAUAAAUCUGCUAUUGGUUGGUCUAUUGAUGAUAUUCAUGGCAUUAGUAAGGACAUGUGA
Molecule: messenger RNA, 1392 nt
Organism: Spirodela intermedia
Lineage: Eukaryota; Viridiplantae; Streptophyta; Magnoliopsida; Alismatales; Araceae
Source: the annotation of a GenBank genome assembly